UCUGCUGGGACCUGAGUGAAUGGCCCCCAAGGACAGCGCAGAGCCUCUGCCUCUGCCACCUCCUCGGGGCUGGGAGUGGCCUGGAAAGAUAGUGGCCAUGGGUGCCCUGGCAGGCUUCUGGGCCCUCAGUCUGCUCACUUAUGGCUACCUGUGCUGGGGCCAGGGCUUAGAAGAGGAGGGGCCCCUGAGAGCUCAAGCUGGAGAGAGACCUGAAGAAGGCUCCACUGGCACCUCCCAGCCGCAUCUCAUUUUCAUCUUAGCUGAUGAUCAGGGAUUUAGAGACGUGGGCUACCACGGAUCUGAGAUAAAGACACCCACUCUUGACAAACUCGCUGCAGAAGGAGUUAAACUAGAGAACUACUAUGUCCAGCCUAUUUGCACACCAUCCAGGAGCCAGUUUAUUACAGGAAAGUAUCAGAUCCACACAGGACUCCAGCAUUCUAUCAUCAGACCUACCCAACCCAACUGUCUACCUCUAGACAAUGCAACCCUACCUCAGAAGCUAAAGGAGGUUGGCUAUUCAACUCAUAUGGUUGGGAAAUGGCACUUGGGGUUUUACAGGAAAGAAUGCAUGCCCACCAGGAGAGGAUUCGAUACUUUCUUUGGCUCCCUUUUGGGAAGUGGAGAUUAUUAUACACACUACAAAUGUGACAGUCCCGGGAUGUGUGGCUAUGACUUAUAUGAAAAUGAUAAUGCUGCUUGGGACUAUGACAAUGGCAUAUAUUCAACACAGAUGUAUACUCAGAGAGUGCAGCAAAUCUUAUCUUCUCAUGACCCCACGAAGCCUAUAUUUUUAUAUGUUGCCUACCAAGCUGUCCACUCACCACUGCAAGCCCCUGGCAGGUACUUUGAACACUACCGAUCCAUUAUCAACAUAAACAGGAGGAGAUAUGCAGCCAUGCUCUCCUGCUUAGACGAAGCAAUCCACAAUGUGACCCUGGCUCUAAAGAGAUAUGGUUUCUAUAACAAUAGUAUUAUCAUAUACUCAUCAGAUAACGGUGGACAACCCACCGCAGGAGGAAGUAACUGGCCUCUCAGAGGUAGCAAAGGGACAUAUUGGGAAGGGGGCAUCCGGGCAGUUGGCUUUGUGCACAGCCCACUUCUGAAAAACAAGGGAACUGUAUGCAAGGAACUUGUGCACAUCACAGAUUGGUACCCCACCCUGAUUUCUCUGGCUGAAGGGCAGAUUGAUGAAGACAUUCAGCUAGAUGGUUACGAUAUCUGGGAGACCAUAAGUGAAGGUCUUCGUUCACCCCGAGUGGAUAUUCUGCACAACAUUGACCCCAUUUACACCAAGGCAAAAAAUGGUUCCUGGGCAGCAGGCUAUGGAAUCUGGAACACUGCAAUCCAGUCAGCCAUCCGCGUGCAACACUGGAAGCUGCUCACUGGAAAUCCUGGCUACAGCGACUGGGUCCCCCCUCAGGCUUUCAGCAACCUGGGCCCAAACCGAUGGCACAACGAGAGAAUUACCUUGUCAACCGGCAAAAGUAUCUGGCUUUUCAACAUCACGGCGGAUCCAUACGAGAGGGUAGACCUAUCCACUCGGUAUCCUGGCAUCGUGAAGAAGCUGCUGAGGAGACUGUCACAGUUCAACAAGACCGCAGUGCCGGUCAGGUACCCCCCGAAGGAUCCCAGAAGCAACCCUAGGCUCAACGGGGGAGUCUGGGGACCGUGGUAUAAAGAGGAACACAAGAAAAAGAAGACAAACAAAACUAAGGCUGACAAAAAGCGAAAGAAAAGUAAAGCUAGGAUGAGAAAACAGCUGACAGUGCACUCUUCAACAAAAUGCCACCCAAGCGUUACCGCUGGCUAAAUGCAAGACUUUCAGACUUGGUUAAGCUUAAAUCUCCUGGUUUCUACAUAAUUCGGAGAAUUUGCCUCAGAAAUACCACUGCCCGCCGCCUCAGGCUUAUUUUCUCUUUGCUCUCUGCCAGCAGCUCCUGGCACCUGGCUGCCACGUGGACAAAACCACCCUCCUGAGUGCCAAAGGCAAUGCUCCUGCAGGCUGUUUAUU
This is a messenger RNA of Phodopus roborovskii (desert hamster), 2014 nucleotides long. It is a transcript of the gene Arsj, whose product is annotated as arylsulfatase family member J. Lineage: Eukaryota; Metazoa; Chordata; Mammalia; Rodentia; Cricetidae. Bases 20 to 1813 code for a protein of 597 amino acids. The record is from RefSeq and is a predicted model, not a curated record. The transcript has 2 exons.